AAGCCUUUCUGGCUCAUCGUUAGGGCGACGGGCAGCGGGUGCAUCAACACCAUGACAGCCCCUGGCGACCUCGUGUACGUCACGUGUGCGGACAGCAAGGAUGUAGCCUUCUUGCCCGGCACGGUCUCGAGUAUCAGCGGGAAGUCGGUGGUGGUCAAGCUGGACCAGAGCAGCGAGUCCAGGGAGGUGCCUGUCGUCGAGCUCCGGAAGCGCUUCUCCCGCGACGACGGCAACACUAGCCAGGACAACACGGCGCUCGUGCACCUCAACGACGCCACCAUCCUCGAAAACCUCGAGGCG
This is a messenger RNA of Prorocentrum cordatum, 300 nucleotides long. NCBI's taxonomy places the organism in Eukaryota, Dinophyceae, Prorocentrales, Prorocentraceae. The record is from the annotation of a GenBank genome assembly.